Molecule: messenger RNA, 3218 nt
Organism: Branchiostoma floridae (Florida lancelet)
Lineage: Eukaryota; Metazoa; Chordata; Leptocardii; Amphioxiformes; Branchiostomatidae
Product: F-box only protein 31-like
Exons: 11
Coding region: 56-1309 (417 amino acids)
Molecular function (GO): protein binding
Source: RefSeq, a predicted model, not a curated record
CGUGGUUGUCAGUCAUUGAAUUUUUCCACUUCCGGGUUAGUAAUGUAUUUUGAAGAUGGAGAGUUUGACAGCUUUCCCUCCAGAAUUACUGGCUCAUAUUCUGUCCUUCCUUUCCGGAAAAGAGUUGGCAACAGCUGCUAAGGUCUGCAAGGCCUUCCAUGAAGCGUCGAAGGUGGAUUUUGUCUGGCAACGAUGUAUGAAUAGAGAAUUUGGUGUCUCCUGCGCUGCUUCCAGUUUGUCUCCAAGGGAGAUCUACACAAAGCUGCUACACAAGUAUGGAUUUCUACUUGGAACGUGGCAAAUAGAAAUCAAGCCGUAUGGAGGUCUGGUCCAUGUUAAGUUCCAAAAUAAUAAAUUGCUAGGACUGCAGUACGGUGCCCCCCACGAUCCACACGUGGACUGGCCCAUGAUGGUGAAGGAACUGUUCCAAGUGAUGCUGGAUGAUGAGGGAAAUACCAUUAUAAACUGUCUACAGGGUCCGCAGGGUCCCCAUAAGGGGCAGAUACCCUUAUUGAAUGCCAGCACAGCCCGGUUCAUGUCCAAAUGCUGCUGUCCAGACUUGCACAGACAUCCACAGGGAAGAGAACAGGAGUUUUUAAAAUGGUGUCAAGAGGAGAUGGGCGUGUCUGAAGAAGAUAUCAUGUUUCAGCACAUGCAGGAGCUGCUCUUCAUGAAGUUCAUGAUCAUCAACCAGUACCAGUUCUGCUAUGUGUAUAAAAGGCUGACCAUGCCUCCCCACCUACCUGAGCAGCUGAUCGCACCUGGGCUGUUUAAGGGCACGUACGGAAGCCACGGACUGGAGAUCGUGUUACUGACUUAUGAUAGGCACUACAUCCACUGCAAGAAAAUUACUGGCGACCCCAAUGUUCCAGCCUCUGAGCUCAGUGUUCUGGUCGAUACAAAAAAGCCUCUAAUGCUAGAUGAAGAACAACAGGUGGACCCUACUGAGCUGGCACGCGUUACUGAGCAGGCCGACAAGGAAGAAGAAGAGAUGAAUGGAAACAGUGCCAGCAACAACCAAUCACAGGAGGGGGAAGCUUGUGGGUCAGGCCAUGAUGUAUCCCAGCAGCACCUUCCUCAAAGUCAGCCAUUUGCAAUCCCAGAAGGCUUCAGGGAGAGGGGGAUCAACUACCCAAAAACCUGCAAAAUGAGGUUUUGUGGAACGGGGCUGAUAGCUGGCCACGGUUACACCAGCCCGAGCAGAACACCCGGCCAUUUUGUUGUCUUUGACGACGACAACUUCGGCUUCCUCUGGCUGGAGCUGAGAUCUCUGUCUGUCUACAGUCGAGUCACAGAGAAAAUGGACUGAAUUCAAAGUUAUAUUCAUUUGAGACAAUCUGUACAAAGUAGAAUCGAUUCUAGAACCAUAACUUGAAAGCUUACUCCGUGUUGAAAAAGUCACUCUGAAUCAAAGUUGAACUGUAAUUUCCGACACAAAAAAAUGGACUUACCCUAAUUUUCAAAUGAUCAGCUCCAGUCUUUGUCAAUGAAUGAACAAUCCACUGCUUCUGUGACAUCACGUUGUGCAGAUAGAACAUGUGACUCGGUGAGCAGUGGAUCAUAAGUUGCAGGAAGUCUAUGGCGCCCACAAAAGAUCAAAGAGGCCAACUACAUCAGAGCUUUACAACCAUCCCUAUUAAACAUAGACGGUGGGUGCUAUAGACUACCUGCGACUUAUGAUUCACUGCUCACUGAGUCACAUGUGCUAUCUACAUAACAUGAUGUCACAUUAGCAAUGGAUUAUUCAUUCCUUGACAGACUGGAGCUGAUCUGUCGAAAAUUAAGUCCAUUUUUUGGUGUUGGAAACUCAAUUUUUUUUCAGGAUUCUAGAAACUUUUUAGAUUGGGAAUAAAUAGGUUUGUUCAAUCAUUGAGGUGUAAGGGAUGAAACGUACCCCUGAGCUAUAUUCUGGCCCGCUAUAUACUGUACACUUGGUUUGUUGUAAUGUAACUUUUUUUUGGUACCAUGUCAGCUGUGUUUUGGAAUCAGUUUGAACUGAAGGACUUGUAUUUUCAUUGUUUGUUUUUUUUACAAUGUCAGACCUAUCCAAUAUGAAUGAAUGAAUGAAUAUGUCUUGCACAACUCUUAACUGGUCAGAGUUUAAUCAAAUGACCUGAUAUUUUGGCCACAUGAUUUAUUUUCUAAAAAAGAUAAUAAUCCAAACCCGAUAUAUAUAUACAUGUUUGUGUUGUAGCUUUGUAACAGACUUUAUAUUUGUGUGUUUUUUUAGUGUCUAUAGUUCUGAAUCAUUGUAUUGUGAAUUGGUACAUGUACUAAGAGGGAUGGUAGCAGUUGUCAAGCGGCUAAAACAGUGGACCACUCCUGGUGUUGCCCUUGAACAAUUUUUCUCAUAAAUAAUUUGCUGACGGUGUUGUUUUAGUUUGUUUUAUGACAGACAUAGAGAUUGUUAAUUGGCGUCUUACAUUAUGUAUUGAUGCUUUUUGACAAUUUUAGAAUUGUUGGCAAUGGACAGUGUAAUUUCAUGUGACUAAGAUUAUUGAUUAUAGCAUAGACGAAAUAUAUUGUAUAUGUAUACAAAAUAUUAAAAAAUUAAAAGGCCACAUGAAUUUGAUUUUUGGUUUAGGCCAUGUUGAUUUGAUUUUUUGGAUGACGUAAUUUGAUUUUUUGGAUGACACUUAUUUUUUUUAUUUUUGUAUAGUUAACUUUUAUUAUUCAUGUUGUUUUUAAGAACUGAGAAAAAAACUAAGCGAUCACUAAGCAAACACAAUUAGCUGCAUGAUUGUUAAGAUUUUCACACGGUUGUUUCUAAAGUAAAGAAUUUCAAAGGCUUUUAUGUCCAACUUCACUGUAGGGAAACAUAUUGUUUUUGCUCCAUUUCUUCUUCUCGAAACAAUGAAAACACAAUGAUAUCUUAGAAUGUUUCUUGGGACAAAAAUUGGAGAAAAAAAUGUUAUUUUAAGUGUACAACAUCAAACUUUCAAAUUUUGAAACCAUGGUGAAAAAUUUGGCAGCCAGUGGUCAAUGACUUUGGAUAUGCAUGUAUAGCUGAAUCAACAAAAUGUCCUUCAUUGUCUUGAACAUGGAUAUUACCAGUAUGAAAUAUUAAGACCCUGUUCACACUUUUAAAGAAUCGAUUCGGAUAAGACAUUUAUCCGUAUAAAAAAUUUUCUACCCAAUAAAAAAUUGCAUUCACACUGCUCUUCGACAAUCCGAUAAGUGCGCCCUCAGUCUUAUCCGAAUAAAAAACUUUAUUCCUG